Molecule: messenger RNA, 2164 nt
Organism: Tarenaya hassleriana
Lineage: Eukaryota; Viridiplantae; Streptophyta; Magnoliopsida; Brassicales; Cleomaceae
Exons: 1
Coding region: 20-2053 (677 amino acids)
Source: RefSeq, a predicted model, not a curated record
UUUCUGUUUGUUUGGCAACAUGGAUUAUACAUCAGUGACUCUGCCCACGCAUAAACACCCUUUGUACCGCUCGGGCGGAUCUAGGGUCGAGUGCAAAGGUUGCUCUAGAGGAGGAGUUUACAAUGAGGACGGCUACCGCUGCAAGAUGUGUUACGGAGAUUUCUUCAUGCACAAGGAAUGUGCGGAAUCCCGACCAGAGAUCCCUUCUCAUCAGCCCGGCCAUCCUCCUCUCCGCCUCGUCUCGGGUAUGACUUACAGGAACGAGUGCUCUUUAUGCGGUCAUGUCAUAAAAGGGGAUGUCGGCUAUCGUUGCUCGGUUUGUGACUUCGAAAUGGACAUAGGUUGUGCCUUAGACCCGCCAUCUCUUGUCAUUGAAAACCCUAAGGCCCAUCACCACUUUAUCUCGCUAGUCCCAGAUAAACGAACCUACCAGCCGUGUCAUGUUUGUACGGAGUUGGUCAAUCCGUACCGGUAUUUAUGCUUCCAGUGUGGAUUAUGUUUCCAUAGGGAUUGUUCCGAGCUCUCGCCGGAGCUGAACCACCCCUCUCACCCUCUUCACCCUCUCACCCUCUUGAUGAGUAAACCGCCCGAUUAUACUGACGGAAAAUGUGGCCUGUGCGGGGAUGGAUUCCCGGAUCAACGGCUUUAUCAUUGUUCCACAUGCAAGUUCAAUCUGGACAUAAAGUGCGCCAAAAAUCCUCCCCCGUUUUCUUUUUUAAACCUUAAAACCCAUGCUCACAAACUCAACCUCGUGCCGAGACACGUCUCUUUUACCUGCGAUGUUUGCGGGGAGAAUGGUGAUCGAAGUCCUUAUUUAUGUCUCCAAUGCGAUUUCAUGAUCCACAUAGAGUGCAUAGAUUUACCCCGCGUUAUAAACAUCAACCGCCAUGAUCACCGUAUUUCCUACAUUAACCCUCUCGGUGUAACCGAGAAUCCGAAUCGUGAUUGUGGAGUAUGUUUCAAAAAGAUUGAUUGGUCGUACGGGGCAUAUUCUUGCUCCGUCUGCCGUGAUUAUACGGUUCAUUCGAGAUGCGCAACCAGCUAUGAUGUGUGGGAUGGGAGAGAGUUAGAAGGAGAAUUCGAAGAAAGUGAAGAUAUCGAGCCAUUCAAGCAGAUAGACGAGGAUGUAAUAAAGCAUUUCAGUCAUGAAGAACACAAUCUUAUCCUAAACAAGGAGGGCAUUUUUUGUGAGGAAAACAUACGCUGCAAUGCGUGUAUCCGUCCCCUAUACACCGAUCCGUUCUACCACUGCGAUGAUUGCGGCUUUUUCCUUCACGAAACAUGCGCCAAUCUCCCUCGCAAGAAGCGUCACGUGCUAUCUAGCGAGCGGUUAACACUGGUGACCGAUUCCAAGGAUUCCCCGAAAAUGUUUUUUUGCACCGCUUGUGGAAAGUGCUCUACUGGUUUUAGGUACGAGGCGAAGCACCAUAGAAUAGAAGUAGCAUGCAUUUCAUUUUCCGAGCCAUUCAAGCAUGGUGGUCAUUCCUUGAUAUGCAAUAAUGAACUCAAGAACUAUAAUUAUCCUUGCGGGGCUUGCGGCAGAGAAGUAUUUAUCCGUAUCCCUGCUAAUAGAGCGGUGAAUCGUCAUCUCGGAUGCAUUGAUACCGCUUGUAACUUCGUGUUGGACUACAAAUGCGCGGUUUUGCCAAGAAAGGAGAACCACAAAAACGACGAACAUCCCCUUUUCUUGUGCUAUGGCGAAAGCGCGGAUAUCGGCAGAUACUGGUGCGAGAUUUGCGAGGAAGAAAUGAAUCCGAAGAAUUGGUUCUACUCUUGUGAUGAGUGUGGAACCACUUUCCACACGGGAUGUGUGGCCGAAGACUUGGCGUCUUUCGCACCGGGGAGCAUAGUGACGACGGGAGAGCUCAAGUUUGAAGUGAUUCCGAACAGCCAUAGCACUCGGCCGCGUUGUAACGUGUGUCGACUCCGUUGCAAAUUCCUCGUAUUUCUAAAGGUACAUGACGACACUGAUAGAUACAUUUGUUCUUCCAGCUGUCUUGCUAUAUUCUUACGGUCUCAUCAAAGGAAUUUCUUCGACUUUCUGUAUUCUUGAGACAUGGUACGAUGAGUUUAUUGUAUUUCAUGAGUUGUUUUUAUAUGUAAUGGCUGUGGAUGAUUAUGUACUUUGUAUUGUUUUCAUUCACACAUGACACUUGAAUGAAAA